Molecule: messenger RNA, 2783 nt
Organism: Lampris incognitus (smalleye Pacific opah)
Lineage: Eukaryota; Metazoa; Chordata; Actinopteri; Lampriformes; Lampridae
Product: CD209 antigen-like
Exons: 6
Coding region: 1-1410 (469 amino acids)
Source: RefSeq, a predicted model, not a curated record
AUGGAGAAGCAACAUUGGAUCCCAUCGCCUGCAGCAAACCCAAAGACACCAGCCAAGCAAGAAUCACAGCUAUGUUCGGUUUGCCCAUACAUCAAGAAACCAGCUAUGGGUCAUCCGCUUUACACCGUGGUUGCUCUGUCCACUCUCUGCUUCGUGAUGCUGGUGACCUGCAUAGCACUCGCCAUGUUGUAUAACGAUGAAUCAGAAAACAAGCCAGAGUGGAAGAGUCUUCUCUUUGACUACCAGAACAUCAGCCAGCAUUACCUCACCGCUACUGAGGAGAACGAUAAACUGGAAAGAGACAACCAGAACUUGAAGCAACGCCAUGCCCGGCUUGUUGAGGAGACCAAAGUCCUUAACAGAAGCUUGAACAAUCUCACCUCCAUUAACCACGCAAUGAUUUUGGAGAGCAACCAGUUGCAUGUUGAAAUCACAAAUCUGACCUCUGUAAACUUACAGCUCACACAAGACAACGACCAGCUGGUCCAGUACAGCAAUGAGCUGGAGGAAAAGGAAUGGAACAUGUCCCAAUCUGUUGCCAGGCUAAUAAAGUCCUAUGUGCAGAUAGAAGAGGAGAGAGACAACCUCUCUGCAGCAAACACCCUUUUGAAGUAUGAGCUGUUUCAAGCCAAAGAGCAAAACCAAGACCUCCUGGAAAGACAUUCCCAGUUUCAAGGAGAAAUCCAGAAUCUGACUGAGAGGAUUGAAAGAGACUGUUUCCUGUGGGAUGACUGUGAGGAAGUAUUACAAAACAAUACGCAUAUCCAAGGGAUGGUCGAGGAGUUCCAAGAGCGAAACAAGAACCUGACCACCCUGCUUGACAGAGAGAGGAAGGAUGCAGCUGAGAAAAAGAGAAGCAGACAGGAAGAGAUGGACAGGAUGUUGGCGGAAAUGCGUUCGAUGAACGAGGCCUUUCGCUCUCUAGACCUCUACUGCCCCGUGGUUAACCAGAAGACGAAUGAGAGGAUUUGCAAAAGAUGUCAUGGGAGCUGGAAACUGUUCCAGAACAGGUGUUACUACUUCUCCUCUCGCACGCUCACCUGGAAGGCCAGCAGAGCCUGGUGUCAGACACAGGGUGGCGACCUGCUCAUCAUUAACACCAAGCAAGAACAGAGUUUUAUUUUUGCCACCGGCAAGGCCCUGGACCAGGCAAACACCAGGAUUUGGAUUGGCAUGACAGAUGCAGAGAAAGAGGGAGACUGGCACUGGGUCGAUAGCAGCCCGGUCACUUCAGAGCUUGGAUUCUGGCUGAACAGACCUGGAAAAGGAACUGAGCCUGAUGACUGGAAGCUGGACAACCCUAAAGGAGAGGACUGUGGACAUAUAGACACAAGUGAAAGAGAACACAGUUCCUGGAUGGAUGGCUCUUGUGAUGUCUCCUACAGAUGGAUUUGUGAAAAGAGCUCUUGAUAUAGCACCAAAAAACGAAUUUUUUGUUUUAUUUUAUAAAUCCAUCCACUCCAUCCAUUAUCCAAGCCGCUUAUCCUACUCAGGGUCGCGGGAUGCUGGAGCCUUUACCAGCAGUCAUUGGGCGGCAGGCGGAGAGACACCCGGCAAAACAAAUUGACGUGUUUAAUGUUGCUAAUUACAAAAGGGGUUUUCUACAAAUCACAUGUAUGCAAUUGCAGUACAUUAUUCAAACCAGUUUAAUAAGGGCAACACAUUUUUUAUUUUAUGUUAUUUUUUAUUACAAAGGCAAUACAUAAUCUUUAUAGUUUUGUUCAUGUUUAAACACUCAUAUGUAAUCCCAGCCGGUGGGAACCAGCCAGUUGGAGGUGAAGUGGAUGUGGCUGAACAAACAAUAGCAGAGCCAUUGCAUUAUGCAACACAGAUGGGUUGGUUCCUCUUCAGCUCAAAGGACAGAUGGACUUCCCUUUGAGCUGUACAGACUUUGACCGAUGUUUGGUGAACUUGUGGUUGUGACCAACCAGGUGAAAGGUUAGUAUGCAUUUCCCAUCUGAAUGUAAUAUACCCAUAUGAGGUCGUGUAUUGACAAUAAAUGUGAUGUUGACUUACAUAUUUUAUGCUAUAAUUAAACACUUUCUUGUCUUGUUAAUGUCUUCAUAUUUGUGGUUUCAAUAUCCAAUGUCCUAUUGAAGCAGAAAAAAAAUCUACCGUAAUUAGUUCAGGUAGUAUUUUCCUCUUUUUUCACAAUGUAUAAAUCUGAGCAAUCACAAUUGAUUUUAAUUCAAAUUUUCAUAUUGAUAAAUUUACAAAGCAUUACAUUACAUUACAGUCAUUUAGCUGACACUUUUAUCCAAAGCGACUUACAAUAAGUGCAUUUAAUGUAAGAAAUCAGGAGAACUAGUAGUCAUCAGAGGUCUAAACAAGCAUCUAAGAGCAAAACCAGUGCUAAAGUAAAAGUGUAAGAAAGAUUUUUUUUUUGCUAAGAACAAGUAACAGGGUAGCAGUUCUUAAAAAGGUGAGUUUUCAACCUGCCUUCCUAUGAGGAUAUCAAGUCUAAUAUGUAUAUAAAUAUAGUCAGGGGCGCCAACAGGGGGGGACAAAGGGGACAGUUAUCCCCGGGCCUCAGAUCGGGGGGCAUCAAACUGACCCCUAACCUUAAAAUAAUCUGCUGGAAUAUUUUGUCAAAAAUAAAUAUCCAUGAAGAUUUAACUAAGUGUUUCUCAGUAACAAAAAAGCUUAUUAUUCUAUUAUUGCUUAUUUUCCUUGACAUAGAGGUCAGAACAGAUUCAUAUGUAGCCUACAUGAGAUGAUUUAUAGUGCACGGCGGGGGGCCUCGCGAGAUCAUCUAGUCCCGGGCCUCGGCUAGGCUGACGGCG